Molecule: messenger RNA, 1931 nt
Organism: Aspergillus sclerotioniger CBS 115572
Lineage: Eukaryota; Fungi; Ascomycota; Eurotiomycetes; Eurotiales; Aspergillaceae
Product: Mn(2+) transporter ATX2
Exons: 3
Coding region: 260-1465 (401 amino acids)
Biological process (GO): zinc ion transport; transmembrane transport
Cellular component (GO): membrane
Molecular function (GO): metal ion transmembrane transporter activity
Source: RefSeq, a predicted model, not a curated record
CGCCGUCCACCUCCGCCACGUUUUCAGUUCUCUGCCUCCGACCGCCUUGGAAGACCUCUUUCCCGCCCACUCCCCGUCCCAUCCCCUGUCUCUUCUGGUUCUCCUGAAGAAUCUCGCCGUUCAUUUCGCCCGAAACCUACGCAGACGGCAUUGCCAUUGCAGCAGGAUCAGGGGCGCGUCGAGGAUAUUUGUUUUGAACUUGACAUCAUGAUUGAAACCCUCUAGAGCACAGACGAAGCUCUGGGACGAGAAGCCGACCAUGGAGGGACUCUUCACUUUGCUCGCAUUGAGCGUUGUGAUGGCUAUAACAUCUUUUGUCGUCGGAUCAUUACCGCUCGCCUUCUCACUUUCCCCUUCCCAACUGCGAUUGAUCUCCUCCCUUGGCAUGGGAGUGCUGGUUGGGACAUCCUUGAUAGUGAUUAUUCCGGAGGGGGUUGAGACUCUAUAUAGCGCAAACUCGCUGAGUCGCCGAAAAGAACUCAGUAGUCGGUCGACGACAGCGAUCAAUUGGCAACACCGGGAAAUACCCGUCACCGAUAUCCUCGGCUCGAGGGAAGCACCGGAGUACUCAGACGCCGAUGAGGCGUCUCAUUCCAUUUUAUCCACCCUGUCAUCCACGCCUGUCACGAUACCUACAGUGUAUUCGACCCCGGAUGAACAGCCUAGACUACAAGGCCGCAAAGAGGAGGCAUCGGAUGAUCAGGCGGACGAGAGCCACGAUGAAGAUAAUUCGCCUCACGCUUGGAUAGGAAUUGCACUCAUCAGUGGUUUCAUAUUGAUGUACCUCAUUGACAAACUGCCCGUUUUCGCAUCUCCUGCCAAACAAGAACGAACCCCUUAUCAUAUCUCGUUGGACAACUUGGGUUCCGGUUUGCGACGCAACUCGUCGCCAUCACGGGAGGGGGGGUUGCUGGAUGCCGGUAACAUUCCUAGGAGGAGCCACAGCUUGGCAACUACCACUGGGCUUGUCAUUCAUGCUGCCGCCGAUGGAAUUGCCUUGGGUGCAUCCAGCUCCGACACUGGCCUGAGCUUCAUCAUCUUCCUAGCCAUCAUGGUCCAUAAGGCCCCGGCAUCAUUUGGGCUGACCUCGGUGCUACUUAAACAAGGCCUCUCCAGUCGUACGGCUAGAGCGCACUUGCUGAUUUUCAGUCUGGCGGCCCCUGUCGGCGCUCUCAUGACCUUUUUAUUUGUGCAAAUCAUGGGUUCGGGAUCAGGCAGUGAUGAUAUUGGAAACCGGUGGCGGACGGGGGUGCUCCUCCUAUUUUCUGCCGGCACCUUCUUGUAUGUUGCCAUGCACACGAUGCAGGAAAACAGCCCGAACUCAUCUUCACGUGAGUCCCAAGCCAACGGUUACGGGGACCACAGAGAAACGCCGUCAGCAUCUGACAAAUCCAUGAGGGAUUUGAUUGCUUCUGUCAUCGGCAUGGUUUUGCCGCUGUUCUUACAGAUCGGCCAUGCCCAUUAACUCUGCCAUAUUGUUAUUCGGCUUUGCACAAUGUCUUUUUAUUCUAUCCUAACCUGAUUUCUCUUUUCUCUAGCUCUUAAAGUCAAUGAGCUGCAUGCCGUUCUGAAAACGAACGAUUUUGUUUGGACACAUUGCGAAGAUUGUCUUGUGUAAUAGAUUUUGGCAGUUGCUAUUGGACGAAUUCCCUCCCUGUGGCUUGAGGGUUAAGAUAUGCUGUGAUCUGUGUUAUAUUCCCUGCUGGGUUAUGCCUUUCUGUUUUCUUGUCAGUGUCAGCGCCGCCAGACGUCAUGGCCAUGAUUGUGAAGCAUUUGCACGGUGCGGUUGAACCCUGUAUUUUUUUUAUUGAGAAAGUCUCUUGAUUAUAAUUGCAUGUGCUUCUUUAUUCACCUUGUGAUCACAUUUACGUAGGGGGUCAGACACAGGAUAUAAAAAGGCGCGGAAGGCCCAAAGGAUUGUCUCUGCUCAG